Molecule: messenger RNA, 4107 nt
Organism: Acanthochromis polyacanthus (spiny chromis)
Lineage: Eukaryota; Metazoa; Chordata; Actinopteri; Pomacentridae
Gene: slc43a3b
Product: solute carrier family 43 member 3b
Exons: 13
Coding region: 227-1696 (489 amino acids)
Biological process (GO): transmembrane transport
Molecular function (GO): transmembrane transporter activity
Source: RefSeq, a predicted model, not a curated record
GCAGCAGGGGGCAGGGAUGGGAGCAGGAUGGGAGCAGUGAUCCUCUGUGGAUCCUCAUGUCUCACAGCUUAUAGGACGAACCAUGUGCGGAUUUUAUGGACCGUGGGAUCUCGGUGGGACAUCACAGCAUCACUGACUGAAGCCCCUUGUGUGAAUGUGUGUGUCCAUGCAGGUGGGAAUACAGCGUUUGUGAAUUGGGUGUGUGUCUGAGUGAGUGUGUGGGACGAUGCCGGGGCUCGAGACCAGCCUGGUGGCGCGACGCUGCCUCACCUUCGCUACAGGUCUGGUGGAGUGUCUGUGUUUUGCUGGAGCUGUUUUCGGAUGGGCUUCCCUCGUCUUUGUGCUCAAGCAGGAGGGAUACUUCAGCUCUCUGUGCAUCAACGCCACAGGAAUCAAUUCAACGCAGGUUCUAGAUUGCAGCAGACAAGAUGAGCAGUUCUCACUCGUCUUCACCAUUGCAUCCUUUAUGAAUAAUUUCCUGACGCUGCCCAACGGUUUCCUCUUUGACCGGUUUGGAACGACAGUGGCUCGACUUGUUGGAAUAUUGCUUUACACCACAGGUACCUUGAUGGUGGCCUUCUCAACUUCAGUUCUGCCAAACCUGCUCUUCCCGGCGCUCUCCCUCCUUUCUGUGGGCGGCAUCUUAUUUCUGAUGACCAACAUGCAGGUGGGAAACCUGUUCGGCUCACAUCGCUCCACCAUCAUCACUCUGUAUAACGGGGCCUUUGACUCUUCCUCAGCACUCUUCCUGGUAAUCAAGUUGUUAUUUGAGUCUGGCGUCUCUCUUCGUGCCUCCUUCCUCUUCCUGUCUGCCUGCAGCGGCAUUCACCUGCUCAGGACGUUCUUCCUGCUGCCCAGAAACUUCAUCCCCUACCCGCUGCCUGAUCACUACACGUACGGGAUAACCUGCAGCAAAUCAGAGACUCUGAGCUCAGAGGUGGCAGCAAAUGGAAACGCACAGACAGCGAUCGAGGAAGCGGCGCUCAACGAGGACAUCCCUGUGAAACAAGAGAAGAGUUUCCGUGAGUGUUUGCUGUCCAGGUUCUUUGCAUGGCACCUCCUUUGGUUGUCUGUGAUGCAGCUCAGACACUAUCUGUUCAUCGGCACCCUCAACCCCAUGCUGCAGAGGCUGACGACCGGAGAGUCUUCACUGGUGAGCCAGUACACCAAUGCCUUUGCUAUCACCCAGCUGUGUGGUGUGCUGUGUGCUCCCUGGAACGGCCUCAUUAUGGACCGGCACAAAGGCAAACCUCGCCGUGCAGGAGAGAGCGAACAGGAGGCAGACCUGCGGGCUUCGGUGCUUUCUCUCUUCCUGACAGCGCUGCAGUGUUUGCUGUUCUCUGUUUGUGCCUCCACACCUUACCUGCCGCUCCAGUACCUCACCUUCAUCCUGCAGGUGCUGAACCGCUCCUUCCUCUACGGGGGCAACGCAGCCUUCAUCAGUGUGGCUUUUCCUUCAUGCCACUUUGGGAAGCUGUACGGUUUCGUCAUGGCUCUGUCUGCCGUGUUUUCAUUGCUGCAGUAUCCCUGCUUCGCUCUGGUGAAAGGAGCUCUGAAUGGAGAUCCUUUAUAUGUGAACAUCGGUCUGACGGUACUCACCCUGUUGGCCUUCAUCCAUCCCCUCUCCGUUUACCUGCACUGUCGAAGAGUUUCCUCCCAGCAAGCCAAGAGCAAAGCCAUCAGUGCCUCGUCUUAAAGUCUGUUAAGUGACACCAAAGAAUCACUCUUCAGAUUGACCACCAGUGACACUGUUACCUCUUCAGUUUGUUUUAUUGUUGGUACCCACGUGGCCGUGCUGUGAUGCCAUUUCCACAAUCAAGGUAGUCAGUUUUUUCUGUUUUCCAGGCUCUAUGUUUCAACACUUUUAAUUAAAAAUUAUAAAAAGGACACAGCAUUGAAGUGCCAAUGUAAAAAGUGCGCAUAGUGUAAGAGUUGACACUUUAAUUUAACGAUUUUAUAGAAUCUCAUUUGCCUGAUGUCGUCAACACAGACAUCUCUGUAUCUUCUCUGAUGAUGCUCUCUGAGGCCUUUCACCAAGAUUACUGCAGCUCAGCCUGAUUUAAUCAGGUGAAUCAUCAGCUAGUUGAAGAUGUUCCACCUCCUCACCCUGGAAACCUUUUUUGACUGAAUCUGAACGCACAGAUUGUGCUUCGUUGCGUUCAUCCUGUUGCUUCUUCCAGCUGUGAAAUCAUCAGUACCUGUGCCAAUUCCAUUGCCAUAACAGAAGGGAAGAUAUGCUUUGCGUCAUUAGCGGUUCUUUUUUUUUUUUUUUGUUAAUCAUACCCAUCAUGCUCUUUACAUCAUUUUGAUAAUAGCUGAUUUUUUUUUUUUUUUUUUUUUUAUACCUUUCUGUUUGGUGGUUACCAGGGGUUUCCAUCUCUCAGUGAAUCCUCCUAGGACAAGUCUUCUCUUGAACAAGGAAACUUGUGCGGCUACAUCCAUCAGAGUUUUCUUGACUUGCUGUCAUAAAGGUGUUUUUAAUCUCCAUGCAAAUAAUUUUCUGUUUGUUCUGAAAACUUUUGGUGUAGAUUGUUGUCGCUUUUAGUCAGUCUAAAUGGUACCUGUCAGUCAGCUCUGAGGCAUGUUUGAGCUCCUUUGGGCAACAUUGAAACAACACAGAUACCAAAACAUUUUGUAAUGCAGUGGUAUCUACUCAGACUCAAAGGAAAGCUGAGUCUUGGCACUUGAAUGUAGUUUGCACUGAUUUAUUUAAAGUUGAUUUGAUGAAGAACAGAGCCUGGAGAACAGAAAAAACUGCCCACAUACUUGCAGUCUGGGAUGUUUUCCCAUUUUCUGACAUCAAGUGCUUUUAAAUGCACGUGAGAUUGUAGUGUAGCGUUCAGUGUGCUUUCAGGUACAGUCUAGUUGUUUCCACAGCACUGUUUGAGCAUUUUAACCACAGAAUUGGAUGCAUCCGUAAUAUUUAAGAGAUUCUGGGAUGCAGCUGUAACCGACUGCCCACACGACCCUUUAUCUCUUCCAAGUUUUCCGAGGUACAUUAUUUUAUUCAAUCUGAAUUUUUGUUUUCACACAAUCCUUUUAUUUUUGUGACAACUUUUGGAGUUCCAGCUGAUCUUGAGCUGUUCCUUUAAGCAUCUCAGUUUUUUCCCCCGUCAUGCUAGCUAUGCUAAUUCUGGUUUCCAGUGCUUUGGCAUGUCUUAUGCUGCUUGAUUAGUGCAUUCUUACUAUUUAACAUAUUUUUAGGUGUUUUUUUUAAAUAUUUUAUGUCAUACUGGCAACCUAAAGAGAUGUUGCACAAACAUGAAAACGUGACAUAUCAUGUUUACAUCAGUGCAGACCUCUUCCAAGUUAUAUCAAUAUGCUGUAUAUUUUAAUUAUAACUGAAAAAGGGCCAAUACUGUUGAUUAUAUGACUGAAAAAGGGACAUUGGGGAUGAGACUAUGAUGAAUAAAGUGUAAAAUAACAACUUAAGGUCAAUGUUGGACGUAAAAACUCCUCAGUGAAGCCCUUCUGUUAGUACAAAGGUCAGUGGUUCAGCUACUCAGUCCUGCCAUCUGCUGGCUUCACAGUGGACCUGUUCAUACUAACAUCACUGUGACAAACCAAUGAAAACAUUGUGAAGUUUUGUUUGCAUUCAGCUUGUGAAGUCUCAGGUGCUCAGUGUGUUUUUGUAUCUUUUUAAAUGCACUAUAUCAUAACUAAUGUUGACAUGUGAAGGAUUAUGAAGGGAUUUUUUUUUUUAAAUUGCCAGUAAGUUUCUGUGUCCAGCUGACAGUACUUUAUGAAGUGCCAAAUCUUUGUGGUUUGUAGAAACGGUGUUCUACAUACAAUAGCAAAUCUACAUGUAAUAUACAAACUUAACUGUGCUCUGCCAAAUGGAAUAUAUGUUUUGAUAACUUUUGUAGUGUAAAGGCAUUGAUAUCCCUAAAAAGGCCUGUUACAGAAACAGUGAAUGUAAUGUGAAACCUUUAUGUACUUGUAGGCAACUGCCACUUGCAGGUGGUGUAGAAAGUGAAAUAGUUUUUUAUUAAGGAGAGAAAAGUUUAAAUGAAACACGUCCAGUAAAUGUAUGACUUAAAUACAAACACCCAACUUUACUGUGUUGUAUAUUGAAGUGAUAAUUAAAUGUUAAUCCCAGAAUACCAA